AUGGUUCGACAGAAAUUCGUGAUCAAUCCUCUUGAAAAACCUGCAGAUAGCUCAUGUGAUAUUCGUGAAUCCAGUGGUCAUGUAAAAUCAUUUUUUACGCGGCUGAUCAAGCGAAAAACUGUGACACAAUUACAAGCUGAAGCCGAAGGUCAAAAUGAACUGAAACGAACUUUAGGUUCAUUCCAGUUAUUAGCAUUGGGUAUCGGUGGCAUUAUCGGUACUGGUAUAUUCGUACUGAGUGGUGAGGCAGCUGCAAAAUAUGCAGGUCCUUCUGUUAUCGUAUCAUUUAUUAUUGCUGCUUUCGUCGCUGGACUUGCAGCAUUUUCCUAUGCUGAAAUGGCGUCGAUGGUUCCGAUUUCUGGCUCAGCUUAUUCAUAUACAUAUGCUACUAUGGGCGAAUAUUUAGCAUGGAUUAUCGGAUGGGAUUUGAUUUUGGAAUAUUUACUUGCUGCAGCUACUGUUGCUGUUGGUUGGAGCGGUUACAUCGUUCAUUUUAUUGAAACAGUAUCGAGACAUAACGCAACGAAAUGGAUUGUUGAUGCUCCAGUUGCUUGGAGUGAAGAAUCAAACGUAUUCUAUGCUACUGGCAAAGUGAUCAAUCUACCUGCCAUUGCUAUUGUUAUUGCUUUAACCUUGUUACUUCUAACUGGAAUUGGCGAAUCGGCAAAAGUCAAUCUUGUUAUUGUAGUGAUCAAAAUUGCGGUAAUCUUGUUAUUCAUUUUCGCAUGCUGUGGUUACACUCAUCGUAGUAAUUAUACGCCGUUUUUCCCUCCAAAUGAAGGUUCUUUCAAUAAAUACGGUGUCUCGGGUAUGUUCCAUGGUGCUACGGUAGUCUUUUUCGCAUACAUUGGUUUUGACUCUGUGACAACAACUGCACAAGAAACGAAGAAUCCACAGCGUACAUUACCAAUUGGAAUUAUUGGUUCGCUCAUCAUUUCUACAAUACUUUAUAUAGCCGUUUGUGCUGUAAUGGUUGGUAUCGUACCUUACAAAACGCUUGACUCACCGAAUCCUAUAUCCGAAGCCAUUAAAGGUACUCCACAUGGAAUUUGGUUGCCAAUUAUAAUCGAUUUAGGAGCAAUUGCUGGUUUAACAAGUGUAACUCUUGUUAGUCUUCUUGGUCAAACGCGAAUAUUUUACGCCAUGGCACAUGACGGUCUUCUCCCACCGAUAUUUGCAAAAGUUCAUUCUCGUACGAAGACACCAUGGGUAUCAACAAUUAUUAUCGGUAUCGUUUGUUCAAUAUUUGCAGCCAUCUUUCCUCUUGGUAUCCUUGGUGAAAUGACAUCAAUUGGAACAUUGGUUGCCUUUUUUCUUGUACAUGUUGCCGUUAUUAUCAUGCGUUUUACACAUAAAGAAGUUCCACGUGGUUUCCGAGUACCUUUUGGCCCUUGGAUAAUACCUGUGAUUGGCGCUUUACUCUGUCUUUUACUUAUGAUAACAUCUUCAAAAGAAACAGGUAUUCGACUUGCAGUUUGGAUGGGCAUCGGUCAGAUUAUAUACUUUUCCUAUGGAUAUUGGCAUUCGAAAUUGCGCUAUCCACCACAAGUUGAUGAAUCCGUCGCUAUGGAUAAUCUUGCUGUUGAUUCCGAGGAGAAAGCGCCUCCAGAAUACGUCGAGCAACGCGCUGAUACUCCAUCUAAUUAA
Molecule: messenger RNA, 1647 nt
Organism: Adineta ricciae
Lineage: Eukaryota; Metazoa; Rotifera; Eurotatoria; Adinetida; Adinetidae
Source: the annotation of a GenBank genome assembly